Triplophysa rosa is the source of this 3554-nucleotide messenger RNA. RefSeq names its product insulin-like growth factor binding protein 2b (gene igfbp2b). NCBI's taxonomy places the organism in Eukaryota, Metazoa, Chordata, Actinopteri, Cypriniformes, Nemacheilidae. Gene Ontology annotation, cellular component: extracellular region. Gene Ontology annotation, molecular function: insulin-like growth factor I binding; insulin-like growth factor II binding. The transcript is spliced from 4 exons. The coding region runs from base 572 to 1375 and encodes 267 amino acids. The record is from RefSeq and is a predicted model, not a curated record. Gene Ontology annotation, biological process: regulation of insulin-like growth factor receptor signaling pathway.
GGCAGAGGCACACAUUUACAGUUAUGCAUUUGGCAGACACCUUUUCCAAAGCAUCUACAGUGCAUUAGUUGUUUAACAUUUUAUCAGUAUGUGUGUUCUCAUAAUUCAAUAUCAAUCUGCCAUUUGAGCAACAGGAACACAAACAGGUAGACUUAAACAUGUGAGUCCUUUUUUUCUCUUGAAAUACCAAGUUACCACAGUUUUACUGUUACGACAAUAAACGUGGAAGGCUAAUGAGGGUAUUUUGGCCGGAGUUAUGGUUACUAUGGCAAUUUUGGUCAUUUUGGCACAUUAGUCAACAGUGCAACCAAAACAAACACACGCGCAUGCGCGUUCCUCUCCAAAACACGCUUAAUUCUAUAGAAACCCGUGGAUGAAACAGCCAAAAGUCGCCAUAAAUCGAUUCAACGAUGUUCAUUUGACAUAUGUGCGUUUUGGCCAGCUUUUGAUGCGGAGUAACAUGACAGCAAAUAGGACCCUGCAGCGCUCUCCGGCGGACCUCACCUGUCUCCAAACGCGUUUUAACUUUUCCACCUGAAGUCGCCAGCAGAACAUCCAUCCCUCUGUAAAGAUGAUGAUUUCUGCAUUGCUCGCUUUGUUCCUCCUGGACGGUUCUCUCAUGGAGAUCGUGUUCCGCUGCCCGAGCUGCACCGCGGAGCGCCAGGCGGCGUGCCCAAAGCUCACCAGCUCCUGCGCAGAGAUUGUACGGGAACCGGGUUGCGGCUGCUGCCCCGUUUGCGCCCGGCAGAAGGGCGAGCUGUGCGGCGUCUACACGCCGAGAUGCGGGAGCGGGUUGAGGUGUUACCCGAGUGCGAAUACGGAUUUACAGCUGGAACAGCUGAUCCAGGGGCUCGGAAGAUGCGACAUCAUAGUGGACCUGGAGACCACCAUGACCACCCCGGGGCUGGGACAUAUUGGGGAGGUAAACGCCACAAGGCCCCCUCCUCAGAAGAAACCCACCAAGGACAACAACUACCAGCACAUCAAAGAAAUAGCAGUGAAGCAUCAUUUAAACAAGCAGAAGACCAAGAUGUUCAGCCCCCAGGAUGAUCUCAGAGUGCCUCACCCCAGACAGAGUCAAUGUCAGCAGGAACUGGACAGAGUAUUGGAGGAGAUCUCCAGGAUGACUUUCCAUGACAACAAAGGACCGCUGGAGAAUCUGUAUGACCUGAAUUUCCCAAACUGUGACAUAACAGGACAGUACAACCUUAAACAGUGUCACAUGUCCACCCAUGGACAGAGGGGCGAGUGUUGGUGUGUCAACCCUCACACUGGGAUCCAGAUACCCUCGUCCCCCAAAGUGAGGGGAGACCCCAACUGCAGCCAGUACUUUGAUGGUCCCGAGCUGGAGCCGCCCACCAUCCUGCAGAAAUAGACACAGCGUCUAUUCAUGUUUGUAAUUCUGUAUAUGUGUGUGUAUAUUUUCCAAAUAGUUAGGUCUAUAUUGUCAGUGAGAGGCUGGAAUGAGUCGCAUGCCGGCAAAGACAAAUCAAAGGCAACCUUCCCAUCUCUCGAAUCCGGAUAACUGUACACUAAAUUUAACUUUGAAUGAUUGUUUUUAUUUCGGCCUAUUUAUAGGCGUGUUCUGUGCCUUUAAUCCUGUGACGGAAUCUGCUAGUAGAGCUAUUUCAGGGAGUCUCAUAUACAGCAUGUGCAGCUGAUCGCUAAAAACACAUGUCCUUUAUUUGACUAUCCUGCCUUUUGUUUUUAGUGACCCAAUGAAAAUGGUGCUUGACUCUAGAGAUAAAACAUCUCGAACACAGCAUCUCAAAUUCUGGAAUGAUUUUCUUUGGCACGUUACACAAAGCAAAUGACAUGAUGAAGAAUUAGUUCACCCCAAACGUCUGUAAUUACCAACCCUCGUGUCUUUUUAAAGGCUCUUUUCAAAAUGAAUGAGGAAGAUUUAAGUGAACAUCAGAUUGAAUUCCAGUCUUUUUUGCAGAUAAGGCUAUCAUAUGGCUUCAGAAGAUUCGGUCAUGAGUGGUAUGGAAUUUUAUACGCUGCUUUUUGUGGAGUUUGGCAGCCAUUUGGCAGCACUGAUGUUCAUCAAAACGUCCUCCUUUGUGUUCCACAGAAUAAGAAACGUUGGAUUCAGAAUGACACAAGGAUGAGUAAAUGAUGACAGAAUUGUUGAGCGAAUUAUCCGUUGAACAAUGAUCAAGGCGUCUGAUUGGCUGAUUUUGUAGCAUCUUGGCCAGAGCCAUUGAGAGAGAGAGAGAGUUGCGUCAACUCCGUUGGCUCGAAUGGAACAUUUUUUUCACAGCAAUGGCGGUUCAUUGAGCUUCUCAAUAGUUCCCGGAAGUUAGUAGUAACGCAUGGAGCGGCAGCAAAACAGACCGAUUGUGACAGACUUUUAACCCAUUUAAAGACGUAAGUCAUUUAAUAAAUAAAAAAGGAAAGAAAUAAAUAAUUUGAAGAGAAAACAUAACUUUUGGAACUAUCUGAAAGCUCCAUGAAUCACGUGACACUCGAAAAUUCUUCUCUCUCUUAACGGCUCUGAUCUUGGCAGGGGAGGAGAGAUGUUGUCAGUGGUCAUUUAAUGGGAUAGUUCACCCCAAAGUAAAAAAUCUGAUGUUAUUUAUUCACCCCCGAGUCAUUCAAAACCUGUAUGAGACACGGUCUUCUGUGGAACUCAAAAGAAGAUCAUUUGAAAAAUGUCUCAGUGGUUUUGUGUCCAUGGUCGUUGUUGUAAAUCUUUCAAAUAUUUUUUGUUCUACAGACGAAAGAAAGUCACGCAGGUUUGGAAUGACAUGAGGAUGAGUAAAUGAUGGAAGAACGUUCAUUUUUGGGUGAACUAUUCCUUUGUGCAUUUUGUUCAGUUUUUUUAGAGACAAAUUAACUCGACAGAUAAAUCAAGAUGGAACGAGUACUGUUUUUGCACAUUUGUUCGUUUUUGUAGAUAUGUGUCAGAGGCAAUUCCUAGACUGUUGCGUUUUUGCAUGACUGUGCGUUCAGUGCUGGUACAAGGUUUAAAAAAAGGCCCCAUCUUGGCACAUUAUCGUUUAGUUAUUACUAGACUUAACUGCGUUAUAGUAUUGCAAAAAAUCAAAAUUUAUGUUUUCAUAAUCAAUCAUUGCUAUUGCUUAUACUUACGCCCGUCUCUGCUACCGGCAGCUGAUGGUCCUCUGUUCUCGCUCUGCCUCUCAAACAUGUGCUAGAAUGCAAGUCGUGUGUGCGCGCUUGCGGUGAGGAUCAACAUUUACUAAUGAUGUGCUGACAGAGCUAGAUUAGGACACGGGCCUGACAUUGACAAAUGUGAUAUAAAGUGGGUUAAGUGCAUAUAAAUAAACACAGGUUUGCCUGCUGUGCCAGUGGGUUGUGCUCACCAAGGCACAUCAGACGUCCUGGGAUGGAUGCGACGGGGUUAGUAAGAGCGAUAUUACCCCAGUUAUUAUCCAAAUGAAUUGACCAGAAAUGGAGGUUGGAGAUAAAAAUUGGGUCCGUUUCAUUAACCGUGCCAACACACAUUAAUGAGUAAAACACAUACUUCGUGUUUACAUAUUCUUCCAAAGUUAGAAUAAAAUUCUCAAACAAGACUUUUUGUUAGUUAUUGU